This is a messenger RNA of Asterias rubens (European starfish), 1097 nucleotides long. RefSeq names its product melatonin receptor type 1B-A-like. The transcript has a single exon. Gene Ontology annotation, molecular function: G protein-coupled receptor activity. Gene Ontology annotation, biological process: G protein-coupled receptor signaling pathway. The record is from RefSeq and is a predicted model, not a curated record. The coding region runs from base 27 to 1097 and encodes 356 amino acids. Gene Ontology annotation, cellular component: membrane. Lineage: Eukaryota; Metazoa; Echinodermata; Asteroidea; Forcipulatida; Asteriidae.
UUGAUAAUGAUAGAUAAUAACACACGAUGAAUUACACAGCCACUAAUAAUUUGGACCCGUCACUUUACCAAUAUAAAACUCGCAUUGGUGUGGUCUGUGUUUGGAUCGUAGCCUCUAUCAUCGGCCUCGUUGGAAACAGUCUCGUCAUCUGGUCCGUCAUCCUGUCCAAGAAACUCCGCACCGUGACCAACGCCUUCGUGGUCAACCUCAGCGUGGCUGAUUUCUGGACCAGUCUCUCCUACCCGUGGAUUUCAGUAGCUUUGCUCAGCCAUGGAAGCUGGCCUAUGGAGUUAGAGGUCCCGUGUGUCAUUGCUGCUAUUCAACUUUAUACCGGUCUUGGUGCGAGUCUUUAUACUUUGGCAUCCAUAGCUUUGAACCGCAUGGUCCUCAUCACUCAAACCACGAAUACCUACAGUUGUUGGUACACCCCGCGUAAAGUAGCCGUCAUGAUCGCAACGACUUGGGUCAUCCCGUGUGUUGUGACUUUCCUCCCACUGCUUCUUGGCAUAGGCUCCAUUGGUUACGAUCCACAAGACAAUACAAUAUGUUCAGACAAAGAUGGUCAUCCACGAGGUCCCGAAUACAACCUGGCACAAUCUGUUGGUCUAUACCCAGUCCCAAUGCUCAUCGUCAUCUGUUGCUACACGGCACUCUACAUCCAUCUCAAACGACACUUCAGGAAGCAGAAAAAGAGGAACUCUAUGCAAGGCAAACCAUCUGUCUGUGGAGAUGUUGAAGCAUCUAGUUGUCUCACAUGUGACGAUUAUAGAAACAAUACAUCACACGUUGUCGCAAAAACCCGUCUGGCAAUCAGCCAUCAACAACUUGCCAUCACCAAGAACUUGUUCCUUGUGUUUUGCGUCUUCACUGUGUUACUCUCUCCUUAUUUCAUCUCUCUCGCUGUGCCGUCUAGCCGUAAGUUUGCCCUGUACGGAGUUACCAUUGCCAUCCUCAAUAGCUGUGUAAACCCCAUCAUCUACACCAUCAACCACCCACAGUUUAAGGUGGUACUCCGAAAGAUAAUUCUGUGCCGCUAUUCGGACAUACCAGAACCUUCUAAUUUCUUAAAGUCAGUUUUAACAUUGCAGAGAAACUGA